AUGAAUAUUAACAAGGAAAACAAUAUACCUUUUAAACUCCAACAACAAGUCAAUUAUUAUGACUUUUAAUAAGACUAUUAAAAUUUACCGUUAAAUGAGCAUUAACUACUUGAAUAAAACAAAAGAAAAUCAGCUUUAUACUAAAAAAUAAGACCUUACAUAAAAAGACUUAUUUUAUAUAUUUUAAUAUUAUUAUCAUCUAUAUUAUUCUUCUCACAAAUAUAUAUUGUUUCGUAAUAAAAAAAACCUUUAGAAAGUCCGAAUGAACAUUUUUUUUAAAAUAAUUGGCAAGAUAUAACAGAUAAAAUAAUAAAACCUAAAACAUUAAAAAGUAAAUUUGAAGCUAUAAAACUAAAAGAAAAUAAUUUAAAAGUACUUUUAAUAUCUGAACCUAAUUUACCCUUUAGUGGCGCUUCUUUAGACAUAAAUGUAGGUUCAUUUGAUGAUCCAGAUUAAUUUUAAGGACUUGCACAUCUUUUAGAACAUAUGUUAUUUAUGGGAAGUGAAAAAUAUCAAGAUGAAAAUUUAUUUAAUGAUUUGAUAUCAAGAAAUGGAGGAUAAUCUAAUGCAUAUACAGACAGUGGAAACACAAAUUUUCAUUUUGAAAGCACAAAUAAUAAUUUUGAGUAAAUUUUAGAUGUAUGGAGUCGAUUUUUCAUUGACCCUCUUUUAAAAGAAGAUCAACUAGAACGAGAAAUAUAAUCAGUAGAUUCUGAAUAUAUGAAUACUUUAACCAUAGAAGAUGAAAGAAUUUAAAGCUUAUUAGUUGAUAUAAGUGAUAAAGAACAUCCUAUAGUAAUUUUAGUUGCGGAAAUGCGGAUUCUUUAAUGAAGAAUCCUAAAGAAACAUAAAUUGCCCUUAUAGAGUUUCUUAAGAAAUAUUAUUUUGCAGAAAACAUGACUUUGGUAGUAAAAAUAGAUUCUUUUA
Messenger RNA from Ichthyophthirius multifiliis, 927 nucleotides. RefSeq lists its product as hypothetical. Gene Ontology annotation, cellular component: cytosol; mitochondrion. The record is from RefSeq and is a predicted model, not a curated record. Gene Ontology annotation, biological process: peptide catabolic process. Lineage: Eukaryota; Ciliophora; Oligohymenophorea; Hymenostomatida. The transcript is spliced from 2 exons. Gene Ontology annotation, molecular function: metal ion binding; metalloendopeptidase activity.